UUUUUAGCAAUGCUUUAACAGGUUUUUUUAGGGUAAGGAGGCUGAGUUAUCGUAACAUCCAGUUUGGGGUUGUAUUAGAGGUGCUGUGUAACUCAGGGUUGUUGUUGCACACUGUCCCCAGCUUGACAGAGUUCCCUUGUGUUCAUCUCUUUCUUUUGUGAAUCCGUGUGCAUUACCACUACAGAUUCCGAGCGAAGUGGAUUCCGUUUUUUUCAUAUUCCAGGUCUCUCCGCCUCCCUCAUUCUUUCUCUCUCUCUUUCUCUCUCUCUCUCUCUUUGCUCUUUACCGAUUUUUCCCUCCCUCUCUUUUCGCUCUUUGCUUGUAUUAGCUCUGUGGGUGCAGCGUUUGGAAUUGGACCGUUAUCCGGGGGGAGAUUCGCCAGCCUGCUCGUGAAGUAAGCCCCACUGAACAACUGCAGCUUGAGAGAAGGGGAACGGCCUAUGCCGGGGCAUCGAGGAAUGAAGUGUAACUUUUCCGGCAGUCCUUUGGCUCUGUGAUUGUGCCUUGUGGCGAUUCGAGGCAAAUCAUCUACCUUGAUUCUGUGCAAACGAGGGCGGAGAGGGGGGUCGGAGUGAGUGGACCCCUCUAUCAGGACAAUGUGAAUUUCGCAAACAAUUUAGAGUAUUCAUGAGGUUACGCAAAUCUGGAGGCAGCAAAAUUACCGUAAUCAAUUGAAGCGGCGAGCAUGCAUCCGUCCACAGCUCUGAUAACCCAGAGAUCAGCCUGAUGUGAAUGUUACAAAGAAAGGAGCUGUUAAAUUACUUUUGAAUUUGGGUGAGAAGUCUAUGAUCAUUGGGCAAGUGAGUCUGCACAGAGAUAAUAGGGCAGAUCAGUGGACCGGGCAAGUGCUAGUGGCACAUUAGCUAUCUGACUUCGACUUCAAGCUGCUGUUUUAUAGAAAGACCAAAACCUGUAUUAUCCAGAAUAAGCAGUGUGUGUCCAUACUCAAAUAGUUAUUUCUUCCCAACAAGGAGAAAAAGAAGAAGAAAUCUUCGCAGAGGAUAAGAUACUAUGGAAGUCCGCUACAGCCAAGACUCGGAGUCCGGAAUGUUGUUGAAGAAUGGACUAAAAGAGGGGAAAGAGGGAAAGGAUUCCCAGGGGAACAUUUCAAAAACGUUCUUGAAGGACCAGCAGGAGUCCUUUUCUCCAUCUGGACCGGUGGAAAACUGCGAAAAGAGUCGGACAAGCUCAGCAGAUCCUGAUUACUGCCGGAGGAUUCUAGUUCGGGAUGCCAAAGGUUCAAUUCGAGAGAUUAUUCUCCCCAAGGGUUUGGAUCUAGAUCGACCAAAGCGUACUAGGACCUCGUUCACAGCAGAACAGCUGUACAGACUGGAGAUGGAGUUUCAGCGGUGCCAGUAUGUUGUGGGACGAGAACGAACCGAACUUGCCCGACAACUUAACCUGUCUGAAACUCAGGUAAAGGUGUGGUUUCAGAAUCGUCGCACUAAGCAGAAGAAGGAUCAGGGCAAGGAUUCAGAGCUGCGCUCCGUGGUCUCUGAGACAGCUGCCACCUGCAGCGUCCUGCGUCUCCUGGAGCAGGGCCGGCUCCUCACUCCCCCAGGCCUGCCAGGGUUGCUGCCCCACUGCGGGAGCUCGUCGCUCACUUCAGCCCUGCGUGGGUCAUCCCUGGGCAUCACCGCUAAUGGAGGCUCCUCCAGCAGCAGUAGCAGCAGUGCCGCCAGCUCAGGCACAGUCGGGGGGAGUCCGCCGCUGCCGAUGGUGACCAGUUCUGGGACAGUCACGGGGCUUCAGGGAUCUCCACCUACCCAUGGGCUGUUUAGCUUCCCUAUGCCAUCUCUGCUUGGGUCAGUCACCUCACGCAUCACCUCCACCCCACUUGGCAUGGCUGGAUCCCUCGCGGGGAAUUUCCAGGAACUUUCUGCCCGCUACCUGAGCUCGUCCGCAUUUGAACCCUACUCGCGGACCAAUGGCAAAGAAGCAUUAGACAAGAAAGUCUUGGAAUGAUCUCUAGGGGCUUCUUUUUGUCCUUUUAUUAUUUUUAUUGUUGUUUUGAAAUAAAUUUAAGCUCUGAUUAUCUCUUUUUUUUAAAUCACUUUCGCGCCCUUUUGUCUCAUCAGUGCUGUUGUGUUUUCAGUCUUGCGUUUUUUCAUGUCGUCAACCUGCACACUUGAUGCCUCUCAGAAUUGUAUAAAGGUGGACAAAAAUGAGGCUUUUCAGAGCAUUUUGCACUAAAUCAAAGUUUCUCCAAUUUGACACUAAUGAGAGCUUGAGGAAGGAAUGUAGCAAGAGAUUAUGGAGGGGAAGAGAGAUGAAAAUGGUUGCUGAGGCAAUAUUUUCAGGACACUCUUUUCCCUUAUACUUUUUGGAGCUGGACAGUUAUAUUCAGAUUAAAAACUAAUCUGAAAGCUGAUGGGUAAAAAAAAAA
Molecule: messenger RNA, 2386 nt
Organism: Carassius carassius (crucian carp)
Lineage: Eukaryota; Metazoa; Chordata; Actinopteri; Cypriniformes; Cyprinidae
Product: ventral anterior homeobox 1-like
Exons: 3
Coding region: 1012-1965 (317 amino acids)
Biological process (GO): regulation of DNA-templated transcription; brain development; central nervous system development
Molecular function (GO): DNA binding; DNA-binding transcription factor activity, RNA polymerase II-specific
Source: RefSeq, a predicted model, not a curated record